This is a messenger RNA of Encephalitozoon romaleae SJ-2008, 411 nucleotides long. RefSeq names its product anaphase-promoting complex subunit 10. The record is from RefSeq and is a predicted model, not a curated record. Gene Ontology annotation, biological process: protein K11-linked ubiquitination; anaphase-promoting complex-dependent catabolic process. Gene Ontology annotation, cellular component: anaphase-promoting complex. The coding region runs from base 1 to 411 and encodes 136 amino acids. The transcript has a single exon. NCBI's taxonomy places the organism in Eukaryota, Fungi, Microsporidia, Unikaryonidae.
AUGGAGAUCAGGCUGAGUUCAUUCAAAAGAGAGCACUCUCUCAAGGAGUUGUUAUCAAAGGACAUGUCUGAAUACUGGGCUACAGACGACGUGCUUCCGCACUCCAUCCAAAUAUCAUUUGAUAAAGUCAAAUAUGUCCAGUCAGUACAGCUGUUCUUAAGCUUCACACAAGACGAUAGCUAUACACCCGAAAAGAUCGCGAUCAGAUCUGGAUUGGCCAGGGAAUGCAUCAAGGAAAUAAGCUCAGUAGAGCUUGUAGAACCUGAGGGACUGCUGACAUUGAAUGUUGGAAGAAAGUGUCUUUAUAUCCAGAUUGUGAUCAACUCGAACCAUCAGGAGGGAAAGGAUAGUCAUAUCAGACAUCUGAAGGUUCUGGAAUCACCAACAAAGGAGAUUUAUUACAAAAUAUGA